Molecule: messenger RNA, 704 nt
Organism: Dichomitus squalens LYAD-421 SS1
Lineage: Eukaryota; Fungi; Basidiomycota; Agaricomycetes; Polyporales; Polyporaceae
Product: glutaredoxin
Exons: 4
Coding region: 204-515 (103 amino acids)
Biological process (GO): cellular response to oxidative stress
Cellular component (GO): cytoplasm
Molecular function (GO): glutathione disulfide oxidoreductase activity
Source: RefSeq, a predicted model, not a curated record
CUGACGCGCCCAGUGCUCACCACGAUUGCUCAGCAGGUCCUCCGCCCGUCACUCCAAAUCGAUGCUCCCCAGUCUAUAUAGAGGCUUCUCCUCCUGGUUCUCCCACUCUGCUUCCAACCCAGUAAGCAUCCCCGCCGUCGUCUGUCGUAAUAGCCACGGAACCUCCAUCUUCAUCCCAUCCUUCUCCCUAUCAGCUCAAAGUCAUGGCCGUCAAGGAUCUCGUAGAGAACUCCAUCGCGGAGAACAAGAUCGUCAUCUUCUCCAAGACUUGGUGCCCCUACUGCAAGCGUGCCAAGGCUCUGCUCACCUCCAAGUUCCCCGAUGCGCAGACCAAGAUCGUAGAGCUUGAUGAGCUUGACGAGGGUUCUGCAGUUCAGGACUACCUCGAGGAGAAGACUAGCCAACGUUCCGUCCCCAACAUCUUCAUCAACCAGAAGCAUGUCGGUGGCUGCGACACCGUCGUCAGUCUCGACUCGCAGGGCAAGCUCGCCAGUCUCGUCUCGGCCUCGGCGUAAGCAUUCGUGGCCUACUGCCUUACUUUUCCCUCGUCCGUCACCGUUUGACGCCUCGUGUUCCUGCAUAGUCGACUACCUUCACGUAUGUAGUGGAUGGAAGAUCAAUAAAUAUGUACUAUACUUCGAUUCAUUGCUGUGUGAAGUGGUGGCACGGCACUAGGUCAAUAUUAGUGGCUUCUUCGAUUUCCG